Messenger RNA from Cavenderia fasciculata, 447 nucleotides. It is a transcript of the gene rpl27a, whose product is annotated as S60 ribosomal protein L27a. Gene Ontology annotation, cellular component: cytosolic large ribosomal subunit; ribosome. Gene Ontology annotation, molecular function: structural constituent of ribosome. Gene Ontology annotation, biological process: translation. Bases 1 to 447 code for a protein of 148 amino acids. The record is from RefSeq and is a predicted model, not a curated record. The transcript has 3 exons. NCBI's taxonomy places the organism in Eukaryota, Evosea, Eumycetozoa, Acytosteliales, Cavenderiaceae.
AUGCCUACCCGUUUCAAGAAACACAGAAAAUCCAGAGGUGACGUUUGCGCCGGUUACGGUCGUGUCGGUAAGCACAGAAAGCAUCCAGGAGGUCGUGGUAAUGCUGGUGGUCUCACUCACCACAGAAUCAACUUCAUGAAAUACCAUCCAGGUUAUUUCGGUAAGUUAGGUUUCAGAACUUGGGACUACAAGGCUCAACUCCACUACCGUCCAACUGUUUCCCUCGAAAAGAUCUGGUCAUUCGUUCCAGAAGAAGUCAGAAAGGACUGUGCUGCCAAGAACGACGGUACUGCCCCAGUUGUUGAUGUUACCCAACGUGGUUUCUUCAAGGUUUUGGGUCACGGUCAACUCCCCAAGCAACCAAUUAUCAUCAAGGCCCGUUACUUCUCCAAGAUCGCUGAAAAGAAGGUCAAGGCUGCCGGUGGUGCUUGUUUGCUCGUCGCUUAA